Molecule: messenger RNA, 1829 nt
Organism: Linum trigynum
Lineage: Eukaryota; Viridiplantae; Streptophyta; Magnoliopsida; Malpighiales; Linaceae
Source: the annotation of a GenBank genome assembly
CGCAGUCAGAGGCUGAGAAUGAUUACAUGUCGAGAGUCUCAUAUGCUAUUGCAGUAGGUAGUUUGAUGUACACUAUGAUAUGCACUAGACCUGAUCUUGCACAUGUUGUUAGUGUUAUCAGUAGGCUUACGAUACAACAUGGGAAGGAACAUUGGCAUGCUGUGAAGAGGAUCUUCCGGUACCUUAAGGGUAUAUUUGAUUGUGCUUAGUGGGGAUUAGCUUUGGAAGUGAUACAUAGUGCUUAGUGGCUGGUUAUUCAGAUUGUGAUUAUACUGGAGAUGUUGACAUAAGGAGAUCGAUGUCCGAUUAUGUAUUCACUCUUGGGAGUUCUAUAGUGAGCUGGAAGGAAACUCUGCAGUCGAUAGUGACAUUGUCUACUACUAAAGCAGAGUACAUGGCAUUGACGGAAACUGCUAAGGAGGGAAUAUGGUUGAAGGGGUUGGUUGGUGAUCUGGGUCUACAUCAUGAUCAGGCAGUGGUGUAUUGCGAUAGUUUGAGUGCAAUAUGCUUGUCCAAAGAUCAAGUCCAGCAUGAGAGGACUAACCACAUCGACGUGAGGUAUCAUUUCUUGAGGACAGAGAAAAGGAUUAAGGUGAAGAAGGUUGACACCACGGAUAAUCCUGCUGACAUGUUCACGAAGCCGGUUCCACAUGGAAAGUUCCAACACUGCUUGGACUUGCUGAAUGUCUUGAUUGGGUGAAUCCUCCCUAAGGGGCAUUGAUUGUAGGAGGGAGAGAAGGAUCAGAGUAUAUCAAAGAUUGCAGAGGAAGAGGAUUCAAGUAAAGGUGGAGAUUUGUUGAUGUGACUUGAAUCGGACUAUCAGCCUCUAUGACUGGAAGUCACAUGGGUCUCGCAGCCCGACCAGCGAGUGGGGUCCAGGGGCAACGCCCCCGGCCUACGGUGUAUGGGCUCAAUGUUGUUUGGGUGCGUGUUCUGGGCCUGGUAUGUAACUACUUCUCCUUUACCCGAUUUGGAUUAGUGUUAGACUUUGGAGAAGUAGUAUAAAUACUUCUCAUUCUCCUCUGUAAUCUGUAUCUUCUCAAAGUAUAGUUAAAUUGGCUCUUUGCUGACCAUGGACUAGCUAACAUACAUUGUGUUAGUGAACCACGUAAAUCGUGUAUCGUGUGUGUGCUUUCGUUUUUCUUGCAUUGUCGAAUUCUCCAAUUUUCCGAUCCGUAGAGAAAAAGUCAUGACAAUUUUGUUAGCUGAAUUGUAUAGUUAAAACUUUUUUGUAGCUUGCUAACAAACAGUGACGCAAGUAAAGAUUAACUAUAAAUUUUUCCUUUGCUUAGUUAAUAACAUAUACUUUUAUCUAAAACUUUUAAGUGGGGAUUUCUAUAGGAAUCAGCACUAAGUUGGAGUACAAUAGCUAUGUUCAAGUGAAGUGGUUGCUUGUGCUAAUCAUUUUAAUCAGUAGUAUAUGUAUAAUUUGAUUUGAUUAAUUUGGAUGAUUGGUUAGGUUAAACUUUUUAGCUUGUUUGAUUUAAGUGGUUUGGUCUGAUUGCACACACUGCUAACUAAUUAAAAUAAUUAUCCAGUUAAGUAACUAGUCAUAUAUCUAAAGCAUUAUAAAUACAUACUUAAUACUUUGUGUAAUCGUUCAAGAAAAGCGGUUCUCCCUUUUGGACCCAUAAAAAAUAAAAUUCACAAAUGUUCAAAGAAUCGAUGCAUCAACAUGAGAUUUUUUUUCUCGUGGAAUGAUAAUGUUAUGUUAUAUUGGCUAAUCCUAUCAACCAAUUAGUCAAACUGAUUAAACUUUAGAAUUUGGUUAAUUUGGCCGAUUUUGUUAUGAUGUUGGAUUCCAUGUCUAAUAGAAUUUAGAGUUAACU